UAUAGGAGGAGUUUGUGCAGGAAAUGAACAGAACAGGACUAGCUGACUAGACUAUAAUUAUGCUACUGUUUAAUAGGCCACUGCAGAACUUUUUAAACUAGAUCUCAUAGAUCGAUCUAGAUCUACCAGCCUUGGUGAGAGUACGUGUCAGGGCUGCCCUGAAGUUAGUUUAUUCAGUCAUCUCUCCCACGAUCCUGUUAAUGUUAAUGGCUGAGUCACAAGGAAAAAGUCGAGAGAAGUUGAUCUCAGACACUGUGUGGAGAAAGAACAAGGAAAGCAUCCGAAAAAAUCUUAGCAUCAGAGUGGCUUUUGAUUUUUUAGUGCAAGCUAAAAUAGUUCCCCAAGACGCACAAGAAGCUUACGUAGAUUUACAAACUGAAGUUGACAAGAGAAACCGUAUUAUUGACUCUAUCCCGAAGUGUGAGCAAUACGAUUAUUUAUUGAGGUUCAUUGAGUGCCUGAAGAAUACUUAUAAAGAGGCUGGAAAAGCUCAUGAAGACUUGGUUAAACUGCUCGAGGGUGAUUAUGAGGAAACGAAAAAGGAAAUGAAAAAUGAUAGCACAACACGCACAUGUGGAGCAGCACUAAAUGGAGCAGCACUACCACCUCCUGUCAACUCAAGUCAACCAACAGCACACACACACACAGCUUCUCAGCCUCCAGAAGUAUCCCUACCCUCUAAAAGCAGCAGGGCAUUGACGGCGUUGAAGAUGAACUGGCGAUGGGUUGUCGCAUAUUCCGCUUCGUUGAUCUGGCUAGUUCUGGGAAUUAUUGUUGCCGUUGUGCUCUCUCAAGUACCUCAGACAAGAACGAGUCUCCCCGUUAUGAUAACAGGACGAAGGGACGCUCUAAUGGCCGAGGUUGACUUGGGUAUUGAUCCAUUUUGGAUAUCGUCUGCCUCCUUUCGUCUCACUACAGUAGGACAGCAACAAGUAUCGCCCUGUACUGCUGGUCUGUAUGUAUUGACCAAUCAAACUUGUCAAACGUUGCCUAUGGUGACCCAAGAGUUCGAUAUGAAUAAUCUCCUAGCUUCACCGUUCUAUCUACUGGAAGGCUCAACCUUCAACAUCACUUUAGGUGCACAUAACGAUUCGGUGAAAGAGUUUAUUGAUGUGUGGUAUGUUGAAUCUACGACUACCAACUGCGACCGUGUCUUUGGAGAUUGUGAGCAACCCCCCAGGGCAACAUACACAUGUCAGCGAGGGCUACGUGGAGAGACACUACCUGUUUAUAGAGUUAACAAUUCUGAGUACUAUGCUUUCUGCUCCGAUCAAUUAUUUAGGAAUUCUUUCAUUCUGAAAUCAAUUACGUAUAAUGUGUCAGCUAUUCGACAGAUGUACACACCUAGGACUCCACUGACAACAAAUGAAAAUGCUUUCACUGUUGAUUUCUCACAAUCAUUUGAUUUCAGUGCAAUUGAUUAUUGUAUACUGCUUGAUGUUGAUAGGAAUCAAUGCCCCAGCAGUACAAGUGCCAGCUAUAGACUCAAUAUCGAGUUGAAACAAAGAAUGGACAUUCCGCUCCUUUCAUUUAUCAUUGGUGGCAUUUUGUUUGCAAUUCAUUUUGUGAUAACUAUAAUAGUACACAGCUGCUUUAGAAAAUGUCAUCGAAAGAAUUCUGGAGAUCUAAUGAUUAAUUAAAUUUAACUUAUCAAUACUUGUCAAUAUUAUAUUAAGCUAUAGCGAUGCAUCUGAACAAUUAUUAUUUCAUGUUCCGUUGUUCAUUAAUUUUGUAUAUACAUUGUAAGGGUGAAGUGUUAAUGUGUAUAAAUUAUAACAA
Halichondria panicea is the source of this 1779-nucleotide messenger RNA. RefSeq lists its product as uncharacterized. The record is from RefSeq and is a predicted model, not a curated record. The transcript is spliced from 5 exons. The coding region runs from base 201 to 1640 and encodes 479 amino acids. Lineage: Eukaryota; Metazoa; Porifera; Demospongiae; Suberitida; Halichondriidae.